AUGUCCCAGGCUGAGAAUUCCCAGCCAAAGGAUCAGUUGGAGCAUGUCGAGUCUAUCGGGGUCGAGCAGCCUCAGGCCCCUGACGUCGCGGCCAACCCGGUCCCCAAGGGGGAUCAGGCUAUUCAACUGAUCGAAAUUGCAGGAGGUUCGAUAACCUUGACCCCCGAGAACAAUAAACGGGUGCUUCGCAAGAUCGACCUGCGUCUACUACCUAUUCUGCUGUCCAUUUACUUCCUUCAACAGCUCGACAAAUCCACUCUAUCUUAUGCCUCCGUAUUUGGCCUGGUUGAAAAAGCUCAUCUACAUGGAUCGAUGUACUCCUGGCUGGGCUCAGUGGUGUACGUGGCCCAGUUGGUCUUCCAACCCUUGGUUGCCUAUCUUUUGGUGAGAGUGCCCCUUGGAAAGUUUAUGGCAGUGUCCGUUCUUCUUUGGGGCAUUGCUCUGUCCUGUAUGACGGCGGCGGAGACAUUUGCAGGAUUGAUGGUGUGCCGAUUGUUCCUUGGUAUCUUUGAGGCUGGAAUCGCCCCGGCUUUCAUCGCAGUCACCCAGAUUUGGUAUCGUCGUCGCGAACAGCCCGUCCGACUCGGCUCGUGGUAUGCGAUGAAUGGAGUUGUCAAUAUGUUUGGAAGCUUGAUCACCUACGGCCUGGGUCACAUUAAGUCGUCCAUCCUCGAGCCUUACCAGAUCAUCUUCCUCUUCUUCGGUCUGAUCACUGUUGGCAUUUCCGGUGCCGUUCUUGUCUUCAUGCCAGACUCGCCGAUUACUGCCAAAUUCCUGGAUGAUGAGGAUAAACUCGUUGCCAUUGAAAGACUUCGCAUGAACCAGCAGGGCAUUGAAAGCCACGAGUGGAAAUGGGAACACGUGAAGGAAGCAUGUCUGGACCUGAAGUCCUGGCUAUGGUUUUCAUUGAUGGUCUCAAUUUCUAUCCCUAGCGGUGGUAUUACUACUUUCGGACCCUUGAUUGUCGAGUCUUUCGGGUUCAGCUCUCUGAAUACUAUCCUCCUCAAUGUGCCCUUUGGCGUCGUCCAACUCAUUGCCACCAUGGGUGGUGCCUGGUUGGCCACUGCUUUAGGUAAAAAGGCUCCUGUGUUGGCCCUCCUUUGCAUCCCUCCCAUCGCAGGUUGUAUUAUGCUGCUGAAGAUCCCCCAUGACGAUGCUCAUAAAGGACCUCUGCUUGUUGGAUAUUACAUUAUCUCCGUCUAUCCCGGCAUUACGCCAUUGAUUUACUCAUGGUCUGCUGGAAAUACCGCAGGAGAGACAAAGAAGAAGGUGACAACUGGUAUUCUUCUUGUUGGACAAUGUGUCGGUAAUAUCAUUGGACCAACUCUAUACACUACCGAAGAGAAGCCUCUCUAUCGCCGUGGUCUUACCGCCGACCUUGCCCUUUUCUGCGUCUUGGUGGCUCUCAUCGGCUUGAAUGCGGCAUAUCUCUUUUUCCUCAAUAAGAAACACGAGAAGCAGCGUGUUGCCAUGGGCAAAGAAGCCAAAAUUGUGGACUACUCGAUGCAUGCCGUGGGCGCCAUUAUUGAAGACAAAGAAGGCCUUCCCGUGCAGCAGGUUGUUCAAGACAAUGCAUUUAAGGACCUGACGGAUAUGAAGAACGAGGAUUUUGUUUACGUAUACUAG
This is a messenger RNA of Penicillium atrosanguineum, 1626 nucleotides long. RefSeq lists its product as uncharacterized. NCBI's taxonomy places the organism in Eukaryota, Fungi, Ascomycota, Eurotiomycetes, Eurotiales, Aspergillaceae. Gene Ontology annotation, cellular component: membrane. Gene Ontology annotation, molecular function: transmembrane transporter activity. The record is from RefSeq and is a predicted model, not a curated record. The transcript is spliced from 11 exons. The coding region runs from base 1 to 1626 and encodes 541 amino acids. Gene Ontology annotation, biological process: transmembrane transport.